Molecule: messenger RNA, 2796 nt
Organism: Ostertagia ostertagi
Lineage: Eukaryota; Metazoa; Nematoda; Chromadorea; Rhabditida; Trichostrongylidae
Source: the annotation of a GenBank genome assembly
AUGAGCGAACUGUAUUACAUCCAGUCGCUUUCCACCAACAAUAAAUAUACCGAAAUCAAGAUCCCUACUGGACCAGGAGAUGCGCUCGGUAACAUCUUCUUAUCUCCCCUUGGACAACACUGUUUAGCUACCACUAAACAGGGUGAGAAUUACUACGUCCAAGUGAAAUCUGGAGUUGCCUAUUCACUGAAGAAGAUAAAGGGCGUUUUGAGUAGUGUGGCAUGGAAUCCAGAAUGCAUCAAGGAAGGCGAAACUGGACACAUCCUGCUGGGUACUACACAAGGUGCAAUUAUCGAGACCAUGGUUUCAUCGACUGGUGUGGUUAGCUUUGUGAAGGAACAUUCCACGAGCUUUGGUGGCGAGAAAAAUCUCAGUAUUUCUGACAUUUAUCUGUACAUGCUCAACGAUGAUAAUCCUAAAGCAGCAAAGUGGCUUAUGUUAGUAUGUCAGCCUGGCCGGCUGUGCUCCGUCUAUGCUUCCAUCGAUAUGUCUCCUUCUCCAAAAACGAACUACAUUGGGGCGGCAAAUCUGCAGGCUGGUUGGAUUACAAUGCCGGAAGCGCCUCUUCAUAUAUUCCAUCCAUUUUUCUCAACCAAAGAUUCUCAACAAGUAUGCAUGUCGAUGCAGAGUACGGCUUCAUCACAAACUCUCCCCGACCUCAGUGCACUCCUGGUAUAUCCUCCUCACGGAGAAGCAAACCGUUUUCUCUGGCUGGGUCCUAGUGGGAUAACAAUUGGGAAAAUUAGUCUUUUCGCCGACAAACCUCGAGACAUUGUUGAAGAAGAAGACCACAUGGAGCAUCGACGUUUUGAGGGACGGCUUGAGCGUCCCACUGGCGUAUCGUUGACCGAAUAUCACAUGCUUUUAGCCUACCCUAAUCGGUUAAACGCUUUAUCGAUCUACACAAAAACUGUAGUAUAUGAGGACAUCUGGCCAACGGAGUUUGGUAAUUCCGUGGGUCUGGUAAGCGAUCCGACAUCGGAGUUCCAUUGGCUCUUCACCAGUCAUGUUACUAUGAAAUACAAGCCUGUAGACGAGAACAGGUAUGUCUGGAGAGUGUUCCUCGAGCGUGGAGACUAUGCCAAAGCUCUCAUGAUAGCCAGAAGCAGGUUAGAAAUCGAUCCUGAGGCCCACGAGUUGGUUCUGAAGCGGCAGGCUGACAAAUACAUAGCCGAGAAAAAUUUCACGGCAGCUGCGGAGAUACUCGCUCAGUCCACUGAGGCCUUCGAAGCUGUUGUCUUGAAAUUCAUGUCGGCUGAUGAUCCUAGACAUCUUGGGCUGAAAACGUUACUGGAGAAAAAACUGGAUGGAAUGUCACGUCCUGAGGAUCGGUUACGUCGUGAAAUGUUAGUGAUAUGGCUUUUGGAAAUCCAGCUUGCCGAAUUGGCCGAAUCACGUCGCGAAGGUCGUGAGCAAGAAAGUGCUGAUCUUGCAACUCAUUUGCAGCGUUUUCUUAUGAGAAAGAAUGUGCAUGACAGCGUGGUUGUCAAUAAAGAUGCUGUUUACAACCUGAUGGCAUCUCAUGCGGAUUUUGACUCCCAGUUGUUUCUUGCUAAACAAAUCGGUGAUUUUGACAGAGUUGUUGACAUCCAUCUGAUUAGGGAGCACUACAUGGAAGCAUUAGAAAUCUUAAAAAGCCAGGCAGAAUAUUCCGGAAUUUUGGUGAAACACAUAUCAAUGGAACUUUUCGCCUCUCUUAUUGGUAAUGAGCAGGUGCGACCGCAACGAAUGCUGCCAGCGUUGUGCCUUUGUCAAGAAUCAGUAGGAAUGGCAACUCACGCGCUAAAGUACCUUGAAUGGGCUGUGGAAACGCGUGACGCGUCUGGAGAUGUUGCUCUUCACAACCUUCUCCUUCUUUUGUACGCUCGAUUUCGGCCUAAGCGACUGCAUGAAUAUCUGACCAAGUGCGGGUUCGACAAGUCGGCUGUGCCUUAUGAUCUUGAUUUCGCGUUGAGAACAUGCGAGCAGUACAAACUGGAGAAAUCAACUGUAUUCUUGUACUGCGUCUCAGAGAUGUUUAGUGACGCUGUCGAUCUCGCUUUGAAGGCGUUCCCCGAAAACGGUGUAACGAUAGCCAAGGAGUGCGCUCAUAUGAUGGAUCCAGAUGAAGAAGAUACCAUUAUGGGGCUUGAACCGAAAUUCUCUGUAGAUUAUAGAAGGAGGAUAUGGUUAAAAAUCGCUUCAUUUGUCAUUGGUAAAGGCGAGAAUGCUGCAGAAAGUAUAGCUCUGCUGAAGGAAUCGGGAGAUGUUCUGUCUAUUCAGGAUAUUCUCCCCUUCUUUCCUGAUUUCACAGAAAUCAAGGAUUUCAAGGAUCCUCUGUGUGUUUCGCUUCAGGAACUUCAACAAGCUAUGAAAGACGCCACGCUCAUGGCACAGGAGAUUCGAGAGAAGACUGAAAGGCUUCGAGAUCGGGUGACCAUCGUGAAAGCUGGAGAUGUGUGCGCUAAAUGUGAGCGUUCAUUGAUUGGAAGGCCUUUCCAUGCUCACCAUUGCCGGCAUUUCUUUCAUCGAGAGUGUCUGGAGGAAGAGAUGAUGCCAUUUUUGAGCGAGGAAUUGAAAGCCCGUCUUAGUGACCUUGAGGCAACCGAGAAACGGUUAUUUGCGCAACUUCAAGCUGCUGAUCGAGUUCCCACAGCAACCGACAAGUUCACCGAUGAGCGAAAAGCACGCUUUAUGAAAGUCACAUGCGAAAUCAAUGAAAUAAUUGGUACUCAAUGCCCUCUUAUGUGGCUGAUCGAUAAGCCUUUCUUCACGGAGGAGCAGUUUGAAGCUGAUCAUGAGUCUUGGGAGAUCUAG